This is a messenger RNA of Notothenia coriiceps (black rockcod), 476 nucleotides long. RefSeq names its product inactive rhomboid protein 1-like. Bases 1 to 381 code for a protein of 126 amino acids. The transcript is spliced from 4 exons. NCBI's taxonomy places the organism in Eukaryota, Metazoa, Chordata, Actinopteri, Perciformes, Nototheniidae. Gene Ontology annotation, cellular component: endoplasmic reticulum membrane. Gene Ontology annotation, biological process: regulation of epidermal growth factor receptor signaling pathway; regulation of protein secretion. The record is from RefSeq and is a predicted model, not a curated record.
AUGGCAAGGCCUUUUUUUACCUACUGGAUCACUUUUGUCCAUCUGCUCAUCACCAUCCUGGCCGUCACCAUCUACGGCAUCGCCCCUGUGGGAUUCUCACAGCAUGAAACUGUCGACUCUGUUUUGAGGAACAAGGGAGUGUAUGAGAACGUUAAGUUUGUGCAACAACAAAACUUCUGGGUGGGUCCGAGCUCAGAGGCGCUGAUCCACCUGGGAGCAAAGUUUUCUCCGUGCAUGCGUCAAGACGAAGAGAUCCACAAACUGAUCCAGGAGAAGAGAUCCAGAGAGGGGGAGUCGGGCUGCUGCGUGAGGAACGAUCGCUCCGGCUGCCUGCAGACCUCACAGGAGGACUGCUCGGUCUGUCACCAUUUCACUCUCUAAAGAUCACAGCCGUCUGACGCUAGAUAGAGUAGUCACCACCAGAGAUGGCAAAGUACACACAUCCUUUCCUCAAGUAGAAGUACAGAUACUCGUGU